CAUAAGCUCUGCAAGACUGCAACAAAAUAAAACAAAAACACAAGCACUGUGCCAUAAGUACCCUCAUCUCCCCUUCGCCGCUCCUCAUUUUCUCGCAGCACUCUAACUCUCCUCCUCGCUCUCCCCGCUGUUCCACCGUCCCGGGGACCGCAACCCCUCGCCGGCGCGCUGAGACCUAAACUCGCCCCACUCGAGCGUGGGGAACCCCGGCGCAUGCGCGCCGCCUCGUAGCCUAGGCCGCCGGCGAUCGCUGGGGUUUUGGGGAGCGCGGCUGUUCCGAGCGCCGGAGACGACGGCGGCGCGGGAGGGAGAUGGCGGUGGCGGGGAAGGGGUGGGCCGAGAGGGCGAGGCGCGGUGUGAAGACCGUCUGGUUCAUGGUGGCCAUGGUGGCGUCGCUGCUGGUGGCGUCGGCGCCGGCGCUGGUGGCCGCGGGCGACGUGGCCGUGGCGCUCUGGCUCGAGGUGCGGCUCGGCUGCGUCGGACGCCGCUGCAUCCAGGGCCGACUCCAGCGCUACGGUUUCCGGAGCUCGCUCGCAGACAUACCGCUCGUCUCCGUCGUUCGAUCCCUCGUCAUCAGCUGUGUAUACCUCAUGUCUGAUACUUCUGGCCUCUCUCACGGCCCUUACCUUGGAACAACAACUUUCUGUUCCUUGGCUUCUUUGCUCAUCUUGAUAAUUAAGGCCUCUGUUUAUAGUCCGGGGCAGGACAUUGGGCCUGAGCUCUCUCCGUCAUUGGCGGAUCACAAGCUUAAUCUCAAGAAGCUAUGGGGAAUGCCGGUGCUUUUCCUGUCUUCCUUGGUGUUUGCUCUUGGACACGUUAUUGUUGCUUACAGAACAAGCUGCAGGGCUCGGAGGAAGCUUCUCAUUCACCGCAUUGACCCUGAAUCGAUUUUGGCAUGCAAGAAUGCCUUUUCUGGAUGCUACAAGGUUCCGCGGUCUCCUACACCAUACAGUGGAAAGAUUUUUUCAAGGAUUGAAAGUGAGACAAAGAGGAAAACAAUUGUCCAUGAUGACCGCGAUAUGCCUAUCAGUUUUCUUGCAGACAGUGAUAGCAUGUUCAUUGCUUGCCAUGGGAUCACUGUACACUACAAAAUUUCCUAUCCUUCAACCUGCUUAUCUUCAGCCUCUGACUCCUUUACAGAAAGAGAUACUCAUCAUGAUGCAAUUUCAUCAAGCAUUUCUCCUAGAAGACAGAGACAUGAGAGCCCUCCGUCUGCUUCGUCUAAUACCCGCCGCCUUCUGAAUAGGAGCUUUAGCCAUCAAUAUAAUCAAACCUCACUCUAUGCGCCAUUAUUGGUAGAACCAGUGACAUCUCCAACUCUGUCAGAUAAAAUCCCUCUUAUGAGCCUUGAUGAUGGCAGUGCUGAUGUAUGUUUGAAUCCUGUGGGCUUUGAUCUUGAAGCUGGAGAGCAGGGUAAAUUUGCUGUAGUUCUGGUGCAUGGGUUUGGUGGGGGGGUAUUUUCGUGGAGACAUGUUUCUAAUUUGCUAGCUCGACAAGUGGACUGCACUGUGCUGGCCUUUGAUCGCCCAGGAUGGGGAUUGACAUCUCGGCCUCGCAGAAAGGACUGGGAGGAUAAGAAGUUACCGAAUCCAUACGAGCUAGAGUCUCAGGUUGAUCUUCUUAUUUCAUUUUGCUUAGAGAUGGGCUUGAGCGAUGUGGUUUUAGUUGGUCAUGAUGAUGGGGGCUUGCUUGCCUUGAAAACUGCAGAGAAACUGCGCACUUAUGGAGAUCAUAGAAAGGUUGAAGUGAAGGGAGUUGUUCUUAUAGGUGUAAGCUUAUCAAGAGAAGUCAUUCCUGCAUUUGCUGGUAUACUCCUGCAUACACCUCUGAGGAAAAAGCACAUGGUCCGUCCACUUCUACGUACUGAAAUCACUCAGGUGAUCAAUCGACGGGCAUGGUAUGAUGCCACAAAGUUGACAACUGAAGUUCUGAAUUUGUACAAGGCUCCACUAUUUGUUGAGGGCUGGGAUGAAGCACUUCAUGAAGUAGGUCGGCUUUCAUUUUCUACUGUCCUAUCAUCAAAAAGAGCAGCAGAUUUACUAAGAUCAGUGGAAGACCUCCCUGUUCUUGUGGUAGCGGGCUCUGAGGAUGCUCUUGUUUGUGUGAAGUCAGCGCAAGCUAUGGCUUCAAAACUUGUAAAUUCUAGGAUAGUAACUAUCUCAGGAUGUGGGCAUCUGCCACAUGAGGAGUGCCCCAAGGCGUUGCUCUCGGCUCUUUCUCCGUUCAUCUCUAGAUUGGUACCCUCAGAAGAUUCAUUGCAAAGACUGUAAUGUAUAUUUGUUCACCCACCUUUUCUUUUUCUUUUUCUUUUUGAUUUCCCACCCCCCACCCCCCUGUGCUUCUGAGUUCUGCCCUACGCAUGAGUAGGCCUCUCUAGUUGGUGUGAGUUCGUGUGACCCAAUGUAGUGCAAAAGUAGUGGAGCCUGACCCAAAAUCUCAAGGGUUCCUAGAGCUCCCCUCAUUUUUUGUUACAUGUAAUGUUGCCUCCGAGUGAUUUCAAUCGAGCAAGUUGAAUC
Phragmites australis (common reed) is the source of this 2516-nucleotide messenger RNA. RefSeq lists its product as uncharacterized. The coding region runs from base 312 to 2270 and encodes 652 amino acids. The record is from RefSeq and is a predicted model, not a curated record. The transcript is spliced from 7 exons. NCBI's taxonomy places the organism in Eukaryota, Viridiplantae, Streptophyta, Magnoliopsida, Poales, Poaceae. Gene Ontology annotation, molecular function: catalytic activity.